CCGAAGCUACUUAAAAGCUCCCGACUCCCGCCUGAAGCUACGUUGCUAGUGGGUAACUGCGCACUAAUUGUAUGUUUGUGUUAUGUGCAGUUGUGGGAGGUCUACAGCAAUGCUGUUCAAAGUACAGUACAAAGGAAAGAAGAAAUACGUCAAACUAAAUGGAGCCUCACAUUCAGAAUUUCUCAAGGAGGCUAAAAUGAAGUUCAGUAUACCCAAUGAAAAAGACAUAUAUGUGCUGGAUGACACUGGAACAGAGGUCGAUGAAGAGGUAUUCAGUGACAUUCUGGAGGAAAAAACAGACAUCCUAUGGACAAUUGUCGACACUCUUUCAGUCACUGACUCUCCUGCAUCUUCAUGCACGGACACCUUGUCACUAUCAUCACGCUCAUCCGAGAGUGAUACUUUUCUGAUGUCUCCAAAAAGACAGCACAUUGAUGACACCUUUCUGAUGUCUCCAAAAAGACCAUGCAUUGAUGAUGACAUCCCAAAGUCCCAAAAGAGUCAACAUAUUGAUGACAGGUCUUCACAGGCCAAAGAGCUUGUCAAGAGAGUUCUGGAACAAAAGCCUGGAGGGGAGAAAAUACUUAAAGAAUAUGCAACUAAGGGAGAGAUGAAGGAUCGAACACGCCGUGAACUUGUCAACAUUGUUGUUGCUGAUAUGUUGGAAAAGUAUGGAAGUGCUCCGCCAAAGGACAAAAGAACACAAUAUGCAUUGGGGAUUGUAACACUGUUCCCUGCUCUGAAAGAUCCCUAUUCGAAAAAGGGCUAUCGAUGCAGCACAGUGCUUACAGUUUUCCCAAGGUUCCUUGACACAAAAGGCCUUGUUCUACAAGACUUUGAGCUGUUGUUUGGAGCAGAGACUUCAUCAAAAUUCUUGGAGAAAUGGGGAACACUCCUGAAGGCGAAAGUAAUUGAACAAGCCAAAAACCUCAGCAAAACCCCGCACCUUGACUAUCUCAUUCAGUCUGCAGACGAGAACCCUGAUGAGGAUGGAGAUGAAGAGGUCCCAGGUUGGGAUAGUGACAUGGCCUCAGUUCUCCUGCUUGUCUACCUCCUGCCACCAAGUGGAAAGAAGGGAGCCGUGAAGAUCAGUAUCCGGGAAGCUGUGGAUCGCGUAGUGAAGUUUCAUAAGUCGGGCCGAAGCCUACAAGAACACUCUGGUCCAGCCCAGCGGAGGCAGCCCUACAUCCUGGCAGUUGGCAUCACAAGAAAAAACAUCCAUGAUUACUACAUUGCGAUGGAUGGUGAGCUCCUUCCCUGCAAGGCCGGGUCUUCCCUUUCAGCCUUUGAUGAACUGUUCAAGACGCAUUAUGUGUUUGGGAUCUCCUAUGACCAGGCCUUAAACAGCCUGUACACAUUUGUGCAAACCACUGUCUACAAUAUUGAUGUGGGGCUUUCUCGCGAAACUCCCAGAGUCAAGGACCUCAGAGCAAAGCUCCUCAACUCACGUUGUGAUGUAUAA
Centropristis striata (black sea bass) is the source of this 1462-nucleotide messenger RNA. RefSeq lists its product as uncharacterized. Lineage: Eukaryota; Metazoa; Chordata; Actinopteri; Perciformes; Serranidae. The transcript has 9 exons. Bases 83 to 1462 code for a protein of 459 amino acids. The record is from RefSeq and is a predicted model, not a curated record.